AUGCCCAGUUCCCAGGAAGAGAUGGCCCCGCUCUGGGUCCGGAUCCUAUGUCCCUGCAGGUCUGGGGCAGAAGAGGACGAAGAGCGGCGCAGCGAUCAGGCUGCGGAGACUGAAGACGCCGCCGGCGAUGUCAAUAGAAGCGGAUGUCAUAAGAAGAUUACCAAACAGUACAGCGUCACGAAGGUCCCCCCACCAGAUGACGACACUGGUGAUGGUGGCAGUGCCUUUUAUGUCAGUGAAACAUAUGAUGCGACUACUGUGAUUGACAGUUCCAUGCACAGCUAUGAUGCAAAACAGAAUGAAACUGAGAGUAGCAGUGUACUUGAUGUCAGUGAACCAGAUGAUGACACAACUGUGAUUGACAGUACCAUGCACAGCUAUGAUGUAAAACAGAAUGACACUGAUAGUGGCAGAAUAUUUGAUGUCAGUGAACCAGAUGAUGACACAAGUGUGAUUGACAGUAACAUGUACAGCUAUGAUGCAAUACAGAAUGACACUGAUAGUGGCAGAAUAUUUGAUGUCAGUGAACCACAUGAUGGGACUACAGUGAUUGACAGUAACAUGUACAGCUAUGAUGAAAAACAGAAUGACACUGAUAGCGGCAGUAUAUUUUAUGUCAGUGAACCAGAUGAUGACACAACUGUGAUUGACAGUAACAUGUACAGCUAUGAUGCAAAACAGAAUGACACUGAUAGUGGCAGUAUAUUUUAUGUCAGUGAAUCACAUGAUGAGACUACAGUGAUUGACAGUAACAUGUACAGAUAUGAUGCAAAACAGAAUGACACUGAGGGUAGCAGUGUACAUGAUGCCAGUGAACCAGAUGAUGAGACUACUGUGAUUGACAGUACCAUGUACAGCUAUGAUGCAAAACAGAGUGACACUGUUAGUGGCAGUAUAUUUGAUGUCAGUGAACCAGAUGAUGAGACUGCAGUGAUUGACACUACCAAGCAUAGCUAUGAUGCAAAACAGAAUGACACUGAUAGUGGCAGUAUAUUUGAUGUCAGUGAACUAGAUGAUGACACAACUGUGAUUGACAGUAACAUGCACAGCUAUGAUGCAAAACAGAAUGACACUGAUAGUGGCAGUAGAUUUGAUGUCAGUGAACCAGAUGAUGAGACUGCAGUGAUUGACAGUACCAAGCACAGCUAUGAUGCAAAACAGAAUGACACUGAUAGUGGCAGUAUAUUUUAA
Molecule: messenger RNA, 1191 nt
Organism: Schistocerca gregaria
Lineage: Eukaryota; Metazoa; Arthropoda; Insecta; Orthoptera; Acrididae
Product: clumping factor A-like
Exons: 3
Coding region: 1-1191 (396 amino acids)
Source: RefSeq, a predicted model, not a curated record